Aethalodelphis obliquidens (Pacific white-sided dolphin) is the source of this 558-nucleotide messenger RNA. RefSeq names its product sterile alpha motif domain containing 5 (gene SAMD5). Bases 1 to 528 code for a protein of 175 amino acids. The record is from RefSeq and is a predicted model, not a curated record. Gene Ontology annotation, molecular function: protein binding. Lineage: Eukaryota; Metazoa; Chordata; Mammalia; Artiodactyla; Delphinidae. The transcript is spliced from 2 exons.
AUGUGCACCAACAUAGUUUACGAGUGGCUGAAAGCGCUGCAGCUCCCGCAGUACGCGGAGUCCUUCGUGGAUAACGGCUACGAUGACCUGGAGGUGUGCAAGCAGAUCGGGGACCCGGACCUGGACGCCAUCGGGGUGCUGGCGCCCGCGCACCGGCGUCGCAUCCUGGAGGCCGUGCGCCGGCUGCGGGAGCAGGACGCCGCCGCCGCCGGCCUCUACUUCACGCUGGAGCCGCAGCCGCCGCCCGCGCCACCCGGGCCGCCUUCGGUCGCCGUCCCCACUCGCCGCCGGGGGGAGCCUUGCGGCGGCCAGGCCCAGGGCCCCCGCGGGGACCCCCGCAGCCUGACGACCGCCCCUCGCGGCAGGGAGCUGGUGAGCUACCCGAAGCUGAAGCUGAAGAUCAUGAUCAGGGAUAAGCUCGUCCGCGACGGCAUCCACCUGAGCAAGCCCCCGUACUCCCGCAAGGUCCCAAUGGCUGGCAUCCUAGAGUUCUUAAUGAAUUGGCCGAAGUCAUCACAGAACCGCUAGAUAUCAUUUUUGAGAACUCGUGGAGGACUG